UCUCUCUCUCUCUCUCUCUCUCUAUACAUACACAUAUAUACAGACACACACAUAUGAAUAUAUAUAUAUGGCUGUGCCACCUGUUGCUGCUAAUAAACAAACAUUAAAAACGCCCUUGAAGUCUGUUCACCUCUGUUGUCCGUCUCUCUGUCUGUCUCUCCCUUUGACCCUAAAACGAAUAUCCUCCAUAACUAUAAAAACCGAACCUUCUCUCUUCUCUCUCUCUCUCUCUCUCUCUCUAUCUUUCUAUAUCAUCACUAUCCUCUCUUUUCUCUUCUAUCAAUAAAUUGAUAAAAGAGACAUGGGUGGUUGCGCGACCAAGCCCAAGGUAUUGACGGGUGACGGAGAGGCCGAGGCCCCGGCUCCGGCUCCUGCUGAGCCAGCCAAGGUGGAGGAAGCUGCGGCUGCUGAAGUGAAGACAGAGACAAAGGAGAAAGGUGUAGAGGUUGUGGAAGAGGAAAAGAAGGUAGUGGAAGGCGAUAAAGUGAAGGAAAUUGUUGGUGAACAGGAAGAGAAGCCACGAUCUCUCAGUAACUUGUUCAAAGAGAAUGAAGGUGAGGCAGAAGCAGAGCCAGUGAAACAAGAAGUGUCCGGAACAGAGAAGCCUAAAGACGAAUCUGAAACCAAGAAACCAGAAGCCGAACCAUCAUCGGAGCCGGCGACAGAUGAACCGUCUGAGCCAGAGAAACCCAGUGAAGAACCUGAAACCAAUGUAGCUGUAAAGACUGAGGCACCAGUUGAGGUUACGGCUGUUGAGCAGACAACUAUCCCAGCUAUUGUUGUUGAGGUUCUUCCAAAGGCUGAAUCAGAGAAAGUCGUUGAUGUAACACCCACAACUGCAGAAACCCAGAUAUCUGAGGAGAAGAAAACUGAAGAAUCAAAGUGAAGUAGUUCUGGUAAUAAUGUGCAAAUUAUGUGUGUUAAGAAUACGAGGAAGGCAGGACAUGCUCCUAUUUAUAUGAAGGUUACUACUGAAGGCAAUAGCUUGAGAAGAUCGCGAAGAGCUCCCUUGGUUUUAGGAAAUUAAUGCUUAUGAGUUGAUUUGUUCUCAAAGUUUUAUUUUUUAAUUUGAGUUUGUUUACUAUUCUAUUUGUGUGGACAUUGAAUUGGUAGAUUAAAUAUCCGACGAUGAGUUUGUUCUUAUUUA
Tripterygium wilfordii is the source of this 1147-nucleotide messenger RNA. RefSeq names its product phosphatidylglycerol--prolipoprotein diacylglyceryl transferase-like. Bases 302 to 886 code for a protein of 194 amino acids. The record is from RefSeq and is a predicted model, not a curated record. The transcript is spliced from 2 exons. Lineage: Eukaryota; Viridiplantae; Streptophyta; Magnoliopsida; Celastrales; Celastraceae.